AUGGACAAGAAGCACGAGGAUGUUGGUGGAGUGGCACAGAUCGAUAAGACUUCCGUGUUCCAGGAAGCACGAGUAUUCAGCCAGAGUCCGAUAUCGCCGCGGAAAUGCAGAGUGAUUCUGACCAAGCUUGCAUUGCUGCUCUUCACCGGCGAAAGCUGGGGGAGACAGGAAGCUACUAACCUUUUCUUUGGCAUCUCGAAACUCUUCUCAAACAAAGAUGCCUCCCUCCGCCAGAUGGUCUACCUUGUCCUCAAGGAGCUCGCCGGCAACGCAGACGAUGUUAUCAUGGUCACAGCCUCCAUCAUGAAGGACACCUCCGUCGGCAGCGACGUCGUAUACCGGCCCAAUGCGAUCCGCGCCCUCUGCCGCGUCAUCGAUGCCUCCACCGUACAGGCGAUUGAGCGUCUUGUCAAGACAUGCAUCGUGGACAAGAACCCCUCCGUUGCCUCGGCCGCACUCGUUUCGUCGUAUCACCUUCUCCCCGUCGCAAAGGAUGUUGUUCGGAGAUGGCAGUCAGAAGCUCAAGAGGCGGCAUCAGGUCCAAAGUCUGGUGGCUUUUUAGGCGGUUUCGGAGGCAGCUCGCACAGCACCCUCCAGGCGAGCACAAACUACAUGUCGCAGUACCACGCCAUUGGACUGCUGUACCAGAUGCGGUCAGGCGACAGGAUGAGCUUGGUCAAGAUGGUCCAGCAAUACUCCGCUGCGGGUGUAGUCAAGAGCCCUGCUGCUACUGUGUUGCUGGUCAGGCUCGCCUCCAAGCUCGCAGAGGAAGACCCGAAUUUGCGCAAGCCCAUGGUACAGCUCCUCGAUGGCUGGUUGCGCCACAAGUCCGAGAUGGUCAAUUUCGAGGCGGCAAAGGCCAUCUGCGACAUGCGCGGUGUAACAGACGCCGAGCUCGUGCAGGCUGUCCACGUUCUGCAGCUCUUCCUCACAUCUCCUCGCGCUGUCACAAAGUUUGCUGCUCUAAGGAUAUUGUCCACCAUGGCCUCGUUCAAGCCCGAUGCUGUCCGAUCUUGCAACCAGGAUAUCGAAUCGCUCAUCACCAACUCUAACCGCAGCAUUGCCACCUUCGCCAUCACCACCCUCCUCAAGACGGGCAAUGAAUCUUCUGUUGAUCGCUUGAUGAAGCAAAUUUCUGGUUUCAUGGCUGAGAUCACAGACGAGUUCAAGGUGACCAUCGUUGAAGCUGUCCGCACAUUGGCCCUCAAGUUCAAGUCGAAACAGGCUGGUUUCCUUGCAUUCCUCAGCGGUAUCCUUCGUGAUGAGGGUGGCUAUGAAUUCAAGCGAUCCGUGGUUGAAGCUAUCAUGGAUCUCAUCCGUUUCGUUCCGGAAGCUAAGGAGGAUGCUCUGGCUACCCUCUGCGAGUUCAUUGAAGACUGCGAGUUCACCAAGCUUGCAGUCCGCAUCCUCUUCGUACUCGGACGGGAGGGUCCCUCCACACCACACCCAACCAAGUAUAUUCGGUAUAUUUACAACCGCGUCGUUUUGGAGAACGCCAUUGUUCGCGCAGCUGCCACUUCCGCGCUUGCCAAGUUCGGUGUUGGGCAGAAAGACCCCGAAAUCAAGAAGUCUGUUCAUGUACUCCUUAGCAGGUGUCUUGACGAUGUCGACGAUGAGGUCCGAGACCGCGCUGCGCUUAACCUGAGAUUGAUGGACCAGGACGACGAACUCGCGCUCAGCUUUGUCCGAAACGACUCCAUGUACUCAUUACCCACCCUCGAGCACCAGCUCACCAUGUAUGUCAGCUCCGACUCGAAGGACACUUUCCAGGACGCUUUCGACAUUACCAAGAUUCCCACUGUAUCUCGCGAACAGGCAGAUGCAGCAGAUCUCAGCAAGAAGACCGAAGGCUCCACACCCAUACUCAAAGCCCCGAGCGCCACAAAAGCACCCGCCAAGACUGGCGCAGAUGCGGCCGCUUCAGCGACUGCAGCAACACAGAAGUACGCCGAAGAGCUGCAGAAGAUCCCAGAGCUGGCUGCGCACGGUGGCUUGCUCAAGUCCAGUGCUGUGGUUGAGCUCACAGAAUCCGAAACGGAAUACGUCGUCACUGCUGUCAAGCACAUCUUCAAGGACCACGUUGUUUUCCAGUACGAUGUCAAGAACACACUUCCCGACACUGUACUUAUGGACGUGGAAAUGGUUGUUGCCGCCGAGGACGAUGAUGUAGGCCUGGAGGAAGACUUCAUCAUUCCCGCGCCAAAACUUCCCACAAACGAGCCUGGCACCAUCUACGUCUCAUUCAAGCGCCUGGAAACCGAGUCACAGUUCAUCGCCACAUCGUUUACAAAUACGCUCAAGUUCGUCAGCAAGGAAAUCGAUCCCAGCACUAACGAGCCUGAAGAAGGCGACGGCUAUGCCGAUGAGUACCAAGUCGAGGACUUGGACCUCAACGGCGCAGAUUAUGUUGUCCCCGCAUACGCAGGUAGCUUUGACAACGUCUGGGAGCAGUCGAACGUCGAUUCUGCGACCGAGACGCUGCAGCUUUCUAACAUAAAGAGUGUCGCAGAUGCAACCGAACAACUCAUUAAGACACUCUCCCUCCAGCCCCUCGAGGGCACAGACGUCCCGCUCUCGCAAUCAACGCAUACGCUUAAGCUGUACGGCAAGACGAUUACGAAUGGCAAGGUUGCGGCUAUGGUGAGGAUGGCGUUUAGCGCGAAGACGGGCGUUACGAUGAAGAUCGAGGCGAGGAGUGAGGAGGAGGGUGUUGCGGCGCUAGUUGUGGGGAGCGUGGCGUAA
This is a messenger RNA of Didymosphaeria variabile, 2742 nucleotides long. RefSeq names its product coatomer subunit gamma (gene SEC21). Gene Ontology annotation, molecular function: structural molecule activity. Lineage: Eukaryota; Fungi; Ascomycota; Dothideomycetes; Pleosporales; Didymosphaeriaceae. The coding region runs from base 1 to 2742 and encodes 913 amino acids. Gene Ontology annotation, cellular component: endoplasmic reticulum; COPI vesicle coat; Golgi membrane. Gene Ontology annotation, biological process: intracellular protein transport; intra-Golgi vesicle-mediated transport; protein secretion. The transcript is spliced from 5 exons. The record is from RefSeq and is a predicted model, not a curated record.